Pyricularia oryzae 70-15 is the source of this 1099-nucleotide messenger RNA. RefSeq lists its product as uncharacterized. The record is from RefSeq and is a predicted model, not a curated record. Gene Ontology annotation, biological process: mitochondrial respiratory chain complex I assembly. The transcript has 5 exons. The coding region runs from base 148 to 762 and encodes 204 amino acids. NCBI's taxonomy places the organism in Eukaryota, Fungi, Ascomycota, Sordariomycetes, Magnaporthales, Pyriculariaceae.
AAGACCAAUUCGGAGCUUUGAUAGAUUCCAUGCAGGUUCAACAACCGCCCACUUCAACUUCACGGCCGAAGAGUCCCGACGCCAAUUCACUUUCUCCUCCACCGAACCUCUCCAAUUGGGCUUCAAACCCCAACCUAAAUCGCGAACAUGUCGCCUCAACCACAUGAAGGCGAGGACUACAGGCCUCAGGAUGCCAUCAAGACUGGCCUCCGCGGCACCUUUAUUUACGGCGCCUUUGGUCUAUUUGGUGCUGCGACCCUCGCGGCCGUUCAACGGAAGCGAGUAGGCGUGUUGGCACCCAUAACAAAAUAUGGCGCUCUAGUCUCGGCAACCGCUUUUGGUGGUGGCAUGUAUGACUUUACGAGAACCGCUACCUCCAACCUCCGUCAGAAGAACGACCACGUCAGUGAAGCUGUCGGUGGUCUCCUCGCCGGCGCGAUUUUUGGCCUCGCCGUCCCAGGCCCCACGAGGUUGCCUGUUGUUGUAGGUUUCGCCGCAGGCUCAGCAGUAACCCUCGGCGCCUAUGCCUACACCGGCAAGAGCCUGAGGGGAUGGGGUAAGAAGGAUGAUGGGAAGGAUGACUUCGAGCGCAAGGAGGAGCUCCGGAAGAACAGAAGGAGACCCAUCGAGGAGACUAUUGCGGAGUUGGGUGAGGGCAGAGGAAUCCACCCUCCUGGCUACGAAGAGCGCCGGCGCGAGAGGCUCAAGGAGAAGUAUGGAGUUGAGAUUAACCCAGUAUCCGCCGAUCCGAACGCCGCUUAGCGAACAACGGAUAUACUUUGUAGCUUUUUCUUUGGGUUUUACAGGUUGUGUCGAAUUGUACAUAUUUAGCGUCAAGAAGCUGCGUCCCAACAGGCCAUGCAGAGCCUAUGCAGCAAAGGUUAGUAAGUGGUUUGAAUCCUAACUGUACCAACAAUCCCGCAAUAGCAUCUUGCGGUUAUUUCUUUUUGAUCUCAUCUGCCACUGGCAAAUGAUGUCUCCCCGAAAGAAUAUCUAUAGUAUGGAGUUCAGUAGUUGCAUCCUCCUCCGCUUGUGGCAGAGUCAAUAGAAUAUAAACAGUUUUUUUAAUUGAAUCAUUUGGCUACAAGCUACUCCCAAA